Molecule: messenger RNA, 1731 nt
Organism: Clarias gariepinus (North African catfish)
Lineage: Eukaryota; Metazoa; Chordata; Actinopteri; Siluriformes; Clariidae
Gene: cdca3
Product: cell division cycle associated 3
Exons: 7
Coding region: 173-1513 (446 amino acids)
Source: RefSeq, a predicted model, not a curated record
GUGUUUGUGUGAGCAGCGUAGCUGGGUUCCUGGAGCGACUGGACUUUAACAGCGUUUCGGCUUUUUUUACUAUUUAAACUCCAUUUUCGAGGUUUAAUAAAAGGUAUAAACUAAGGUAAGAGUUCCCGAAGAAAUUAGUGGCUGUGGAGCAGAGUAGUUUCAGAAGUUGAACAUGGGUACCAGCGAGAGCAAGAUGUCAGUGGUAUCAACACCCAAGCCAGACCCAAUUUGUCGGCUCAAAAAUCAGCAUUUGAGCCAGCUCGCAGAUCCUCGAUCUCCCUCGUGUGGAAUCGACCGCACACCUAUUCAGGUGAGCGGUGCAGCCUCUACAGGCCAAAAGGGUCCAGAGGGUGUUGGACCGGUGUCUUUUGAUCCUAGGUCUCCUACAGUUGGCAUCGUUCGCACUCCACUGAAGGACAGUAUGAAAGUAACAGUCAGCGCUCUGGCUCGUCGACUGAGCACGUUCUUCCUUAAUGAUGUGAUGACUGGUGACUCUGCCCCCAAUCCACUACCUCCUGUGUCCUUAACUAAACACUACAGCCUUUCUGGUGUAGAGCAGCAGAGUGAGCAGAGCUCCAAAGAGCCUCUUCUCCCACCUAAUUCCCACAAUUCUCUCAGUGGGCCCAUCAAAUGUCCAACUACUCCGACAGAUGCCAACUCCUCCAUGGGUUACGGUUCUUUCUCCACCAGCCCGUUUGUGGUGGUCGGGGAGGCUAAGGUUGAGGUUGCGGUGGACGCUGACGCCACAAUUGAUGAAGCUGAGGAGGCGAUCCUUCUGGGCGAGUCUCCGCUUAAUCGAGAGCUUAGCCUCAGCAUGCUUGGUUGCCGUGAGGGUGUUUACUCACCAGAGUUUUUCCCCUCAGCUGAUGAUCGUCCAUCCACUCCUGUUCCUCCUUUGGAGGACAGGCAAGUUGAGGAUCAUUCAUAUGCGCUUCCUUGUAUUACCUAUGAGCCCAGUCCAUCCACUCCUGUCCAAGAGGCCAUCUUGCAACAAAGCGCUGCUGACACGGUACAGUCACCUGAGCAGGAGUGUGUCGUAGAAGAAACUGCUGUACUGAUGGAGCAAGUUCUGAAAUCAUCUGAGAAAUCAAAACUGGAAAGUUCUGAGCCAGCCAAGAGUGAAGUCCCACUGCCUGCUAUAACGUUCCCCAAGUUUGACACCUGCAGCCCGAGCCAGGUUGUAUUCAGACCCCAGUGGCUGGGUGUGGGAUUUGGAGCAACAGGCGUCCGUGCUAGAGGAGUUCAGAGCCGUGGGAGAGCGACUUCCUCACCACUGUCCACCCGCAGACCAGCUACUGAUGAGAAUGAGAAUAAGGUUGUGCUCAACAAACAUAAGCAGAGAGGCAAAACUCUUAUUGGUGAAGGCAGAUCGCCUCUGCAGAUCCUUAAGGAGACAAAUUCUCCUAGAAACAAUGCACAGAUGAAGCUGAAAGUUUCUACUCCAGAGAAACAGAGGUUUAACCAAAUGGACAGAAGAGCCCUUGUUCUUUCUCUCAAUAAAGAAAAUCAGUGAAUGACAGAAACUCGGCGGACUAAAUAAUGGACUUCAUUACAUUUCCAAGCAAACACUCUGUACAUAGAGCUCAUUUUCUCUGAGAGCAGCUGUAUAGAGAUUGUGAUUAUGUGUGUGGAUGUCUUUACAUUCCUUUUUCUGCGAUCUUGUUAGUGACUCUUUUUUCUUCUUCUUCUUUUACCCUUGCAAAAUUGUAAAUAAAAUUGAAAUUAUUUUAA